AUGUUCUUGAUCCCUGCGAGGAUAUAAACUGAUUGUAAAGCAGUAAGACAUUUAACAUGAGUUAUACUCUAACCUUCCAGCAGAUGGCGCUAACAGAGCAGGAGAUAGUUAGGCAUGCGCUGUUUAGAUUUCCAGCGAAGAAGAAGACCGGAAACAGAAUGUUCGGCGUUGUGAUGUAAACAUCAAAUUUACCGACUGAUAAUACAAAAAUGUCGAUAGUGUUUGUACCAAAGAAACUUCGAGGCAAUGCGAAAAUUAACCAGGAAACAAUACAGAGGCUGCUGGACGAAAACGACCAGCUGAUCAGAUGCAUCGCUGAGUACAUGCAGAAAGGACGAGCAGUGGAGUGCGUUCAAUACCAACAAAUCCUGCACCGCAACAUCGUCUACCUGGCGACCAUAGCGGAUGCCAGUCCCGACGAUAGUCCGUCUUCAUCGGAUGGUUUAUCCAACACACCUGCUGUGAAUGGACACGAAGGGACGCCGUGAAUGUUUGUUUCAAAURAUCUCCGUUAAUUUAUCACAUUCCCACUUCAUAUUUUGAUCAGAUACUUGUGUGAAGUUUUGUAAACAUUUUUUUCUGCACAGCAAUCUACUUCAAAUAAAUAUUAUAUUUUAAACA
Messenger RNA from Austrofundulus limnaeus, 621 nucleotides. RefSeq names its product ss18, like 2 (gene ss18l2). The record is from RefSeq and is a predicted model, not a curated record. Bases 210 to 488 code for a protein of 92 amino acids. The transcript is spliced from 4 exons. NCBI's taxonomy places the organism in Eukaryota, Metazoa, Chordata, Actinopteri, Cyprinodontiformes, Rivulidae.